Messenger RNA from Grus americana (Whooping crane), 4798 nucleotides. RefSeq names its product DEAD-box helicase 31 (gene DDX31). Lineage: Eukaryota; Metazoa; Chordata; Aves; Gruiformes; Gruidae. The record is from RefSeq and is a predicted model, not a curated record. Gene Ontology annotation, molecular function: RNA helicase activity; nucleic acid binding; ATP binding. The transcript is spliced from 20 exons. Gene Ontology annotation, cellular component: nucleus. The coding region runs from base 184 to 2208 and encodes 674 amino acids. Gene Ontology annotation, biological process: ribosome biogenesis.
GCAGGAGGGACGGGCUGCGCCCCGCCGAGCCCCUGCAGCGGGGCGGCUGCGGCCGGGGGGUCCCGGGCGAGCGGCCGUUCCCCUGGGGGAGCCGCUGCGGCGCCCUGUCCGUCUCCUCUCCGCCCUCGCGGGCUGGGCCCGGCCCGAGGGGCGGCCCUGGGGCCCUGCGGGAGGCGGCGGGCCAUGGCGGCAGACGGGACGCUGCUCCUCAACCUCAGCUCGGCGCCGCGGGGCCGCGGGCCCGGUGCCCCCAGCCGGCAGUCUAAAGCUCUGAAAAGAAAGCUCCAGUCACCACAUGGAAACCCACCUUUGAAACGUAAACGUAAACCAUCAGUAAACACCUUCAAGAAGUGCGCUGCGGAAGCUGACAUCAAGGAAAAGGGAAGUUCAUCCCAAAAAUCUCUUCCUAAGAAGCAGUUGACUGACAACCAAAAUGAAAGCCAGAAAAGCAAACCUUUCAUUAAGACGUCCAGCCUGUUUAAAAACAACCCUGAUAUCCCAGAAAUUCACAGAAAAGCUGUCCAGCAGGUGCAAGAAAAUGUUUUCACUACAGAUUCUUUUAGCCAGUUGGACCUCCAUCCACAUCUGAUCGCCACAAUAAACACCGUCCUAAAGAUAAGUAGCAUGACCAGUGUUCAGAAACAAACAAUUCCUGUGCUCCUGCAAGGCAAAGACGCGCUAGUGAGAUCUCAGACCGGUUCAGGUAAAACUCUUGCCUAUGGGAUUCCACUUGUACAGUCUUUGCAAGGAAUGAAGUCCAAAAUACAGCGCAGCGAUGGGCCUUAUGCGCUCGUAUUAGUCCCAACAAGAGAGCUUGCCCUCCAGAGUUUUGAUACAAUGCAGAAACUGCUUAAGCCAUUUGCCUGGAUUGUGCCUGGAGUGCUAAUGGGGGGAGAAAAGAGAAAAUCGGAAAAAGCCAGGUUACGUAAAGGGAUAAAUAUCCUCAUUUCAACUCCUGGUCGCCUGGUUGAUCACAUCAAGUCCACAGAAUGUAUUCAUUUCCGUCGCACUCAGUGGCUGAUUAUUGAUGAAGCAGACAGGAUCCUGGACCUGGGCUUUGAGAAGGAUGUAGCUGUGAUACUCAAUGCUUUAAAUGCUGAGAGAGACACACGUCAGAACAUCCUGCUCUCAGCCACCCUCACGGAAGGAGUAACGCGGCUGGCCGAUAUCAGUUUGAAUGAUCCCAUCAGCAUUUCCAUAGCAGAUGAAACACAGAAGGGGCUCAAGCCAGCAUCACAAACGGACAGAGAACCCCGUAGUUCAUCAGACUGCAUGGGCCAGGAAAACUUUGCUGUUCCGGAGAAGCUCAAGCAGUAUGUCAUGAUGGUCCCCAGCAAAUUGAGGCUUGUCACGUUAGCAGCUUUUAUCCUUGAGAAAUGCAAGUUUGAAAAACGCCAUAAGAUGAUCAUCUUUUUCUCCAGCUGUGAACAAGUGGAGUUCCAUUAUGAGCUCCUUCUAAAGGUCCUUUCAGGAGGGCUAGAGUCAGAACAACCUGAACGUUCAUCUGUCUCCUCUGCAUGCCUACAGUUUCUACGACUGCACGGCAACAUGGAACAGGAAGAAAGAACAGAGGUCUUCCAGGAGUUCCUAAAAUCCAAGACUGGCAUCUUGCUUUGCACUGAUGUUGCAGCACGUGGACUAGACCUGCCUCAAGUUACGUGGAUUGUACAGUAUAACGCUCCGGCUUCACCUGCGGAAUACAUCCACCGGAUUGGGAGGACGGCUCGCAUUGGCUGUCACGGGAACAGCCUGCUUGUCCUGGCGCCUUCGGAGGCAGAAUAUGUCAGCUUGCUGGCUUCUCACAAGAUUAAUGUUUCAGAGAUAAAGAUGGAGAAGGUGUUAUCCAGCCUGAUGAAAGAUGAUCGUUUCAAGUUGCACAGACCAGGAAGCAAGAAAUCCUGUGGCAUGGACCCUCAGGAAGUCCGGGAGCGGGCCACGGUCUUGCAGACAAAAUUUGAAAAUUACGUUCACUCCAGUGAGGGGACUGUCCGGUGGGCAAAGAAAGCACUGCAGUCUUUCCUUUGUGCCUAUACUGCCUAUCCCAGGAACCUCAAGCACAUCUUCCACAUCAAAUCUCUCCACCUGGGUCAUGUGGCCAAGAGUUUUGGCCUGAGAGAUGCCCCCCAGAACCUGACUGCUCUUCCAACUGCUGGCUCAAAGAAGAAAACCAAACCAAGACCAAAAAGGGCGAAGACCAAAAGAUGGUAGCGACAGUGGAGCUGUGGAGUUUUGUCUCUUUCUGUGUAGCUGAAAUACAAUUGACUUCAGUAGGUAUAAGGUGGGCUUUACUGUUUAGCACGAGUCGGCAUGAAGACUGCUGUGGUCUGACUGUUCUGGAACAGCACUUGACGCUCAGUCUGGGUAAUAAUUUUCCCUGAUCUUCUCAAGGUAGCAUUUGCAUCAGCUGAUAACAGAGUACCUAAGCCAUCUGUUGACUUGUCGAGAGCAGUAUAGGAUUGCUGAUGAAUUUCUUGCCCCUGCUCUGCAAAAAAACACCACCACAAACCAACCCAAACAGGGUUGUGUUGGCUGCAGAUGGUUCAUCCACCACUGUAAGUAGAAAAAGCAGGUGUUGCAGCAGCCUUGGCCCAGAGGUAACCCAGCUCUGUUGCUGGCACGAUUUCAAAGAGCUGUUGGAGAUGCUGUCAGGCAGAUUGAUAGUGCAAUCCAUGUUGAAAUGUUUUCUGAUAAAUGAAACAGCGUACUCCUGUCUCCUCCAAAGACACACCAUGAGUUCUGGGACUGUGCGUCAGAACUUUAUACUCCUUCUUCCUCAGCUGGAGCAAUUUGGGAGCCUUUGGUUGCUGCAGAUGCUGCAAGUUGGUUAAAGGUCACUGCACUUGCUGCACUGCAUUGCACCAGCAUUUCACACAGCUCAAGACAAAGGAAUGGACAGCAGUGCCAGCCAAGUUGAAGGAGACAUCGCUACGAACAAGCUCGCUCACCACUUAGAUAAAAAGACUAGCAGAGGCAUCCUCUGCGGUGUCAAAUGAUGUCCAAGAAGCCAUGCGUGUAUAUGUACCACUACUGUGGCAUGUCAGAGUUUUUGGCUUGGAGAUCAGCUUGUGAUUCAGUUCUGUAAAUGAAGCAUAUGUGUCAAUGAAACUUACAUAUGAGAAUUUUGAAAUGAAAACAAAAAAUUAUGUUGGAUACCCAUUCCUGAGUGUGUUGAAGGUGUGUUGCAUGUAAGCUAGGUGGGACUUUGUGGUGAGUUAGUAUCGUGUGGCACAACAGAAGACAGAGCUGGAAACAACAGAGAGGAUUUCAGGCUAGUCACCUAUGCUGCAUUCACCUGCUUGGAUUGGGUUUUUUUUUUUUCAUUAUGUGAAAAAAAAGAUUUAUCUUGAAUCUUUUCUAAUACUCUUGAGAAAAGCAAAGAAUUGGGAGUCAAGGGUCCAGAAAAGGAGACUGGUCCAAAUCAUUCAUAUUUCCUCUGAGCUGGAGGGUUGGGCAGCACCAGCUCCCUUCCUGACCACUGAGGCUCCUGAGUGGGCUGGGGAGGGGCAGCAGCACGCAGACAGAGGUAGACGGAAACCGAAGCAGAGAAAAGGAGGAUUUUAUUCUCUUUCCUUUGCUGGAGACUUUUUCUCUCUUGUUUCUUCCAGAUGCUCCUCUCCUACCUUUUCAUCAUUCAGGAAUGUAUUUAGCAAGAUUCAUGAGUUUCUCAUGUUUAAAGAGUGAAUAAAAUAAUUCCAGUUUUCUGGAGGAGGGCAGAGCUUUUUUAGUCUUUAAAAGUUUGUCUCUGGCCUGGUCUUUCCUGGCCUUUCAGGAUGUAACAAAGUCAUCUGGGGCCAGUUCCUCUGUUUUCUUAUUGUCUCUCCGCUGAGGCUCUUGGUACCAGCUUUUGUGAGGUUGCAACUUAAUUACAGAUGUGCAGAGGCAGCUGUAAAUCUGGGUCUUUUAUUCCUUUCUGUGUCUCCAUGAGGAGGAGGGGAGCUUUUUCAAACCAUGCCAGGCAAUUACUAGGCUCUCUGCCUUCCCUUCCUCACUGUGCAAAGCACCUUUCUCUCUCCUUGAUAAUGAGGUGAUUAGAUAGAUCUUGGGGUGGUACAGGUUUUGCCCUAUACCUGGAACAUAAAGCCCAAAGCAAUGGUUGGGUCUAGGCUUAACCCUAGACAAAUUAAGGGAUGAUGUGUCCCCCACUUGAAGCUGGUGGUGCUAACUCAUCUCUGCUGGCUCGUCUGACUACUUACCAGUUCCUGUCUGUGUCUUCUGGGAGUCCCGAUCCCCCAUAUCUAGCAUAAAAGAGUAGUAGUGCAGUGGUGCUUCUGCCUGGCAUUCAGUACGUGACAGCACUGGACACCCAGUGUGCUGGACAGUAACACAGAGAAGUCACAUAGUUUGUGUUCGGGGACAGGUGCUUCCUUACUUGUGUGUUUGGGGCUGUUUCAUUUUCUGAGUUAUGACUUCUCUAUUCCUGUCUCAUUGUCCCCCAGCUAAUAAAAGUGGCUAUUUUCUCAUGUGUUUGAACAUUCCUUUCUCCUUUAAGCCCUGCUGAAAUCUUGGCGCUGUAGCACAUUGGGAUGGGUCAGUCGUUAGUGAAUCUUUUCCCCCCUGCAAGUUCCCCUUAGCUGCACUGUUUUCUAGUUCCCCACCUAAAAACUGACUGUUGUGUUUGGAAGAAGGGAUUUAAAGGGCUGGGGAUUUCUCUGCCCAUUAUCAACAUGAUGUGUUCUCAUUAGGGCUCAAUAUAGCGUGAUAGCUAGACAUGAGAUCAGAGAAAGACAUGAUGACAAUCCAUGUGUUUAUCCAGUGAUGGGAACAUGGGUUCUGUCUGUGUUGCAAAUGCAUCUUACAU